AUGCCAUCUCCAGGCCCCCCUCAUGCAAAAGCAGAAGCAACGGUCGUCGUGCCCAUGGCCGUCCAGGCCUUCGUCGUCGCCGAUGACUUUGGAGACACGGCCUAUCAAAUGGCACCAAUUGUCCAGCCUGAUCUUCACAAGUUGCAGAGACUUCAACAGCCAGAAAGAUAUACUAAUCAAUCUACAAUCGAGGGAGGAGGGGAAUGGGAUCACCUCGAUCUCAUGGACUGGGUGGACACGAGCUGGUGGCGGCUGCAGGCUCUGUACAACCAACGCUUUCGACAUCUGGCAGCAGGAGGGCCACGUGAGAGCCGCUCUGGAGUCUAUCUCAGUUGGUGUUUGCCGAGUGUGUACCGAUCAGCCAUUACGGCGACAGAGAGUGCCGUUAAAACACCUCAAGACCGCCAGGCGUUUGAAGAGAGGAAGCUUCGGAGUGGAUACAGGGUAACGGAUAAGGACGGUAGCCCGAUAUCGAGUCAGACUACUCAGUUCCGUGCUGUGCCUGAUCGCUGGAUGGUCUUCAGAAAGCUCCGGAGCGGAGGCAAUGGCGAAGUGAUUGGAAAGGAGAGGUGGCUGAUGGUUGAAAGUAACUGUCUGCGCGCCAUUGACGACGACGAACUCCUCGACCCCAACGCUCCAGAUAUUGAAAUCACCACAGCUGCUGGCAUCGAUCCAGAGGAUAUGGGACCAGCCAACCGGGAGGAGAAAGAACCCCCCAAGCCUAUGGUGAUGGGCCGCCAGGCUGACCUGGACACGAAGAAUAACACCACGGAGGGUAACAGGAAGCACCGGGUCCCAUUCAACGCGUUUGAGAUGGGCCACGAGUUCUUCGUCGACUAUCAGCCGCACAACAUGGGAGUCUUCUCUCUGUUCGACGAUCUAAAAGACUGGGUAAACGACGGCGGAUCCGCCACGGUCGACUAUGCAAUCGUGGGCUACCAUGCAGACCCUCGUGAUGACCCUCUGAUGCUUGACCACUCCUUGCCUACGGACAAACCUCCUCUGAAGAACAGAGACAUAAUGGCGGCUUUGGAGCUUGUGCUGGACGACCGCAACGAUGAUGAUCCAGGAAAAGACGCGGCCUUGCAAUUUCUCAACGCCGAAGCCAACAAGGACAGCCGAACUUUCACGUAUGGCGUACUCCGUAACGUCCGUUUCGACCGGGACAGCGUCCAACAUCUGGACGCUCCGUCCAUCAAGCUCCAGGAAGACGUGUACUCGCAUCAGCCGAUUGCAGUUGGACUAGACACGCUGGACGCACUGGCAGCAUAUCUGCAUGUUGCCCUCAAAGGCAAUACCUCCAACCAUGCGCAGAAUCUCUUGAGCCAGAUUGUCAUGCUGGUCGCGCGAGAAGACGAUGUUGACACUCAGCGCAAAGCAGCGGAUCAAGUCGCGAACCACUCCUGGACCGCUCAUAGAGAGGGCACCGUCUGGCACUUCCCGGAAAAAGAGCAAUGGGACGAGAAGACACCCACCGUCACUGAUGAGCACCGCAUGGCUUUAUCUAAGCUGAAUAAUAUCCAGGCUCAGUUUGAUGCAUGCGUGCGUGAAGAGGAACAGCUUAUCCAAAGACUAUACGGCUGCUGGUGGAAUGCGAUGGGAGUACGCAACCUCCCUACGAAUGUCCUCACAUCACGGCGUGAGAGAAUCCGGGGUGAAGCCAUGGCAACAGGCAACAGACUGUUGACUUUGUCGAACAAGCAGAAGGCAUUGAAGCUGGAAAUUGAACGGGAAAAGACUUCCCUGAAGAACAUCCUUGGAGGAGACGACAAGAGAACGAAGCUUGUCACGACUCCGACUUCUGGGUUUGGCCGACACCAAGACCCAGUUGUCCUCCUGGCUGGCGCCAAAUCUGGAUGGCCAGCUGACUUCUCAAAGCCGCUGCCCGUUCGCCUUGCCUCUGAAAUUGCCGUUGGCGAGCUUCCAUGUGACGGUCACCAGUGGAUUGAUAACCGUAUGACCAACAUCGGAGAGCCCCUGAAGGCGAUACUGCGCGAAUUCGGCGAGAUCGACGACAAGAAGCGACGAGAGGGAAAUUGGCGCAAGAGUCCGUACGUCGGCAUCGAAGAUAUGAAUCACACCCAGGGAUGGUUCCCGCUCUUCAUCGAAUGGGAGAUUGAGUACUACCACAUUCCCUUCUCCAACUGGGACUUUGUGGCCUCAGACGACGAGAGCGGCCGCUGGCGAUGGAUCAUCCCGGAAGACAGAAGGCUUGCCCUCGACUUAGGGGCGGCAAAGGACUGCCGCCGGAUUCGAGGACGGACGGCGUUUCUGCCACAAGCAGCGUCGAUGCUGCAUGCACGCUUGGAACAGCUCUUUUCUCAGACAACGGACAAGGAAGUCUUGGCUCGGAAAGAUGAAGUCUUGAACAAGCUGUCUUCUUUGGACUACUUUUCGGCUCCCCUGUCUGGAUUAACGGACCAUCUCCUGACGCUUCGACGCGGGCCUAAUCAUCGCCCAAGUGCUGCGUCAUGCUCCAACGACGACAUCAUCAAGAGUAUUCUCGGUACUAACACAGACGUUCUCAGCAGAAUAGAGGGUCUGGCGCCAGAGCUGGCUCCUUACGGCGCAUCACCAACGGCCGUAUGCCCGCCUGGUUACUGGCUCGACAACAACACCGCCUUCAAGCCCGUCAUGCAUGGCCAAGCUCGCUUUACACGGCUUGUUGUGGUGGACAAGUUUGGGCAGAUUGUCUCGGGCCUUCGUCCUACCGUAUACGGAGACAAUGGCGAAGGAGAGUCCUCAGCGCUGUACCCGUGCCUUUCCCCCAGCCUGACGUGUGGCAGCUAUCAGCUGGAAGACAAUCUAAAGGGGCAUUACUGGCCAAACACAGUUGUAAAGACUGACAACGGCCCCAACUUGUGCCAGUUCUUCCAGCUUCCGCCUCGCAUCAACGAGAACGCUCGCCUCAACGGCCGGUACUUGAUGCCAGGCGGCGAGAUCCGUCGCUCGGCUACGGAAUGGGACAACCCCAUCUGGGCGUGGCUGGUGACCAACUUCCAGAACCACUCCAUCCAGGUAUAUGAUGGCGAGGGCCACUUUAUACAAGAAAUUGUCCUCAUCGACGAUGACGAUGCUGCCAAGCGCCGCGUCGUCUUCACCAUGGGCCCCAAGUCUGGCGGCCAUGCACUCACGGCCACAGGCCGACUAAUAGAGCUGCUGGAAUCCCUGAAGAAUGAAGAGUUUGCCUAUUCACUGUUUGACAUGAUCGGAGGGGCGGCGGAGGGCAAUUGGCGCUCUUCAAGUGCGAGCCUCGACGACAUGUUGCCGGCUGCGUUUGGGCGCCCCUUUUGUAUUGCCGACGUUGGUAUCUCCAUCGAAUUGGCUGCCCCGGCACUGUAUGACGCGUCUCUUCUUUCAAAGCCUCCAACCUCCGCAGGACUAGCAAGCGUUCUUGAUUACGAGUUUCCCAUUGCCAUGGGCAACCACACGGCUGCCUUCGAUGGCCUUGUAGGCACGUUUCCCGCCAGCGGUCCCAUUACCACAAGCAACAUCUCGACAGCGUAUAGUCGGUGGGCCAGCCAGCAGGCAACAACGCCUAAUGAGACUUACACUUCUUCAGAGGCUCGGCCUCAGCCACUGCGAGUGAAGCCGUAUUUCGUUGCGGGAGACACGGGCAGCAUCGACGGCGAAGAUUUCGCAAAGGCACACGAUGCACGACUCUCACAGAGUUGCGUCAGCGCGAUCAUCGAUGCCAAAUUGCCGAUUCACCUAUACUCGGGCUCACUGUUUCCCAUGAUUGAGCUCAGCCUGCCGCGGUGGCCUGUUGACAUGGCGUUGAGCAACAUGCAGGCGUUCUUUGCCGUUGGUCCAACGCUGGUCCCGGAGAAGCCCGUGAUGGAAGUCCGCAUUGCAGCGGAGCCGGGAGGUGAUGUGACGGUGCCAAAGGAACUGUCUAUCCAGAUGCCGGCGGCGAGCGACGCUGAUGCUUCAUGGCGUUGGAUGCAGCCGAGACUGGACGGCGUCAAUCCCGAUCUCGACGACGAUGAUGAUGAUGAUGACCAUCUGCUUGUUGCCAAUACGGAGUGGGAUCCCGCGUUGAUCAAGCCCUUGGACAAGACUUUGAAGGUUGAAGAUGCAGCGUUGAGUGAGAUUGUGGAGGGGUACAUCAUGGUCAAGUCAAAGGGGCGAGCCCAAUGGCUUCAGUAA
Trichoderma citrinoviride is the source of this 4149-nucleotide messenger RNA. RefSeq lists its product as hypothetical. The coding region runs from base 1 to 4149 and encodes 1382 amino acids. The transcript has 2 exons. The record is from RefSeq and is a predicted model, not a curated record. Lineage: Eukaryota; Fungi; Ascomycota; Sordariomycetes; Hypocreales; Hypocreaceae.